CAUCGAUUAUUUUUUUUGCUAUUUUACAUUGAUCAUGAUGAGCAGUGCUGCCAAGUGGAAUAUUGCAACAUCCGCACUCUCUUUCUUUAUAGCUUCCUAUGAUAUCUUUGUUUUCAAUUCACUGAAUCUUGUAUUAGACGCUGAGUAUGGAUCGUUGUAUACUUCUGGACUUCGUACUCGUGUGACCAAUACUAUCUUAGUUGGAGCUAUUUUGGGUCAAGCUUUCUUCGGGAUUUGUAGUGACUUUAUUGGUCGAAAAAGAUGUCUCCUUGUAACUGCCUCCAUCCUUCUCUUGGGAUGUAUUUUAUGUUCCUGUGCCACUUUUGGAUUGAACGGAUCUGCUUAUGGUACUCUUUGGUCUUUAGUGAUUUGUCGAGGUUUUCUAGGCUUUGGCGUUGGAGGAGAGUGGCCUUGUACUGCUGCUACUUCUUCAGAAACGAGUGAAGAAGUAUCUCCAAAGAAAAGAGGAAGGAUAGUGCUUUUUGUGUUGUCUAUGCAAGGAAUCGGCAAUUUAGUUGCUACAAGUAUUGUUGUGGCUCUAAUGGGCAUAACGCUUAGAGCAGAUGGUGGAACUCAUUGGACUAAAUCUUCUCUGGAGGUGAUUUGGAGAGUGACUCUGGCACUUCCUGUUUUACCUUCCCUCAUCAUCUUAAUAUAUCGAUGGAAGAUGUUGGAUCCCAAUCAAUUUACAAAGAACAACUAUAGAACUUUUGAAAAGCAUCCUUAUCGAGUUGUUUUCAAACGUUUUGGAUGGAGAUUGGUUGCAACUUGUUCCGUAUGGUUCCUAUUUGAUGUUGUAUUCUAUACCAAUAGUCUCUUUUCUUCACUCAUUAUUGGAAACGUAGUGCCCAAUGCAACUAUCUUAAAAAAGGCAGAAUUGUUAUUAGCAUUGGUUGCGAUAGGAUUGCCAGGGUAUUAUGUCUCUCUAUUUGCUGUGGAUAAGUUUGGUAGAAAAACUUGGCAAAUCUUUGGAUUGUUUAUGAUGGGUUGUAUAAGUAUCGUUAUUGGGGGUGUUUUGCCUUAUUUGAAAUCAGUGCCUGCCGCAUUCAUCAUUACUUAUGGAAUUUAUUUCUUCUUUAGUAUAUUUGGAGAGUGCACAACUUAUAUGAUUCCAUCUGAAGUAUUUCCUACCGUCCUUCGUGGUACUUGUCAUGGUAUAUCUGCUGCUUUUGGAAGAACAGGUGCUGUAGUUGGAACUCAAAUAUUUGAACCUAUUCAGAGAGCAGUCAAUCAUGGCAGUCAUAGUGACAUUUUAGGUGCUCGAGUUGUAUUUUUCAUUAAUGGAGGUAUUGCAUUUAUUGCUUUAGUGGUUUCUAUAUUGGGUAUUCCUGAAUACAAAGGCAAGCUUUUGGAGCAGGAUGAUAUGGAUAUUAGGUCAUUGAUGAAUGAAGAGAAGGAUAAUUCAAGUGACCAGAUAGUUCAGCAUUUUGAAGAAGUUAAUGUUGAGAACAAAGAGUGAGAGAUAUAAAAGCAGUCUGUUUGUUGAAAAAACUUUCAUGUUUUUUAGCUGAAAGAUUCCUGAGCUAUGAAGGAAUCAAUUCAAAUUUCAAACAAUGGGUUUAUGGUUUGAGCCUAAUGAAGGAAUGCUUUUUCCAAUAGAAAGAAUAUUUUCUCUCUUACGCUUGUAUUCAUAACUCUGGUUGAAAAUAACUCUUGCCGAGUUGUUUCAAUUGUACGCCGCAGAACAAGUUGGCUGUAUGAUGCUACCUUUCAAACAUCAAGCAAUGGACCCUUUUCGACGCAGAAUCGGCGAUAGAAUUGAGAAUUUUUGGAAAACUCGAGUGCUAUCUGUUUACCUUUUCUUUAGAGAAGAUGUUCAUUUCCAAGUCUUGAGAUGAGACGCUCAUUCUAGCAAAGGAAAAAAGCCUUGUGCGAAGAUUCAACUAAUGCCUUCUUUUCUCUUUAUGAGUAGGAGCGUAUUAAAGGAUAUUUAAAAUACAAUAUUGUUGUAUAUAACAUUUGAAUAUAGAGAGUAGGCUAUAGAUAUGCAUUGCUUUCUAGAAAAAUGAGUCGUACAUGUGGACAAGGCUUACAAGGCGUCCAGUAGCAAUGAGUUCAAUUUCCAUCAUCCAAUCGAGCUCAAGUGUUCAAGUUUCUAGAAUUGUCAUUUCGUAAGUAAACUUAUAUUGAAUUAA
Molecule: messenger RNA, 2135 nt
Organism: Galdieria sulphuraria
Lineage: Eukaryota; Rhodophyta; Bangiophyceae; Galdieriales; Galdieriaceae
Product: MFS transporter, PHS family, inorganic phosphate transporter
Exons: 1
Coding region: 35-1459 (474 amino acids)
Biological process (GO): transmembrane transport; carboxylic acid transport
Cellular component (GO): plasma membrane
Molecular function (GO): carboxylic acid transmembrane transporter activity
Source: RefSeq, a predicted model, not a curated record